Onychostruthus taczanowskii (white-rumped snowfinch) is the source of this 1167-nucleotide messenger RNA. RefSeq names its product zinc finger protein 648 (gene ZNF648). Lineage: Eukaryota; Metazoa; Chordata; Aves; Passeriformes; Passeridae. The record is from RefSeq and is a predicted model, not a curated record. The transcript has 2 exons. Bases 1 to 1167 code for a protein of 388 amino acids.
AUGGAUGCAGAGAUGGAUGUGAGUGAGAAUAACAUUUGUGACACAGGGGGGAAGAAUUCAAUUUAUCCCAGAAAGGCCACAAAGCAGGUGGGCCACAGCUGCAGGCCACAGAAGGAGGUGGACAUGAAUUACUCCUGCAGUCCUCCUGGAAACUCUGCUGGAGCUGCGGGAAAGCAGGAGUUUCCUGCAGACCUGCGGUGUGGAGGCAAAGAAACCUGUGACACCUACUGCCAGAAACAAGGUGAGAGCCCAGCUGGGGAGUUUCCCCCCUCCAGCACCAGCUUCCACCUGCAGAGGGAAGAUGAGGAUUUAGAUCACUGUUCCUCUGAGCACCCCAGGAAACCACGGACGAUAACGAAACUCCGUGAGGACAACGGAAGCGCCGCUCUCGGAGAUGCGCUUGGUGAGGAGCUGGAGCGCGUCCCCGAGGAAGCUGUGCCCUAUCGAUGCAAGAAGUGUGGCUCCUCCUUCCACGGCAUGAGCGAGCUGCAGGAGCACAGGCGAGCUCACCUGCUGGAGAACUCCUACCGCUGUCCCAUCUGCUCCAAAGGCUUCUCCCGCGCCGCCAACCUGCGCAUGCACAAGCUCAUCCAUUCCAGCGAGAGGCCGCACAAGUGCCCGGAGUGUGACAAGGGCUUCAUCCGCACGGCCGACGUCUGGAGGCACCUGCGCAACGUGCACAAGAUCGAGCGCUCCAUGGUGAUCCUGGCCAGCGGCAUGGCCAGGAACCCCUGGUCCGUGGUACACCACGGCCAGCAGCACAAUGUUGAGUGCCCGGAUCGGGCUUGCCCUGCAAACCCAAAGCCUCAGGAGGAUGACUUCAAACCUUACGCCUGCCCGACGUGUGGUAAAAGCUUCGAUAAGCCCAACCUGCUGUCCAAGCACAAGGUGAUCCACCGGGAGGACAAGCCCUACAAGUGUCAGGAGUGUGGCAUGGCGUUUGUGCAGCUGCUCAGGCUCAAGAGACACCAGCAGACUCACUCCGGGGCACGGCCCUUCUACUGUGAGGAAUGUGGAGGGACCUUCACCCGGCUGGCAUCGCUGCAGCGCCAUCACCGCAUCCACACCGGAGAGAAGCCCUACUCCUGUAAUUUCUGUGGCCAUUCCUUCACCGAGUCAGGAACCCUGCGGAGGCACGAGCGCACACACAAGUUGGACAAACCUUAA